Molecule: messenger RNA, 5396 nt
Organism: Amphibalanus amphitrite
Lineage: Eukaryota; Metazoa; Arthropoda; Thecostraca; Balanomorpha; Balanidae
Exons: 2
Coding region: 1871-3634 (587 amino acids)
Biological process (GO): DNA recombination; DNA integration
Molecular function (GO): DNA binding
Source: RefSeq, a predicted model, not a curated record
UCAGGGGCCCUGGCACCUGGAAAGCAUUUAUCGGUCAGCCGUGCGGCAACGUAGUACAGUGCGAUAUAUAUUAACCGUACCGUAAAGUGAAAUCUACCGUACCGGAGACAGGCGUAGUUGGCGCAUGCGCCGUACGAGCGCAUCGCCUAGCCGCCAUUGUCGCUUCAGAGCUCAACCGCAGCGGACACGAGUGGUUUCUGCGAGUGAUUUCUUCUGUCGUCAUGCUAAUAGUAGUCGGCGUCAGUUUCGCGUAUUGGGCGGGCCGCCGAAGAGGGCUGCACGGGCGGGUCCGCACGGCGGGCUGGCGCGGGGCCCGUAUUGCCGACGACGGGUUUCGGCGGUGGGCAAUUGCGACCGUCCGGCAGCUCCGUCCCACGCAGGUCCUGCUGGUUGCUGGCGGCAACGACGUCGCCUCCAAUCCGUUUAGCCCUCGCGUGCUCGUGCAGCUCUUUCGGGAGCUGGCGCUCGGGAUCUUUGCCGCUGGCGCCCGUCAGUUACACCUGCUGCCGAUUCCGCCGCGAGCAGUCUGCCGGCGUGGGCCGGUCUCGGUGGCGGCGUUUCGUCGUCGGCGGCGGCUGAUGAACCUCCUCCUCCGGCGGCUAUGCGGGAAACACCGCGAGGACUUCCCAGUGACCCUCUGCCCUUCCAACCAGCGAUGGGCUUUGUGGGCGCCGAUGGGGUCCACCCUUCCGGGGAGGGCUGGGCAUGCCUCAUCGAUCUGAUAAAUGCGACCGCCGCCUCUACCCUCCUCAUCUGAGGGCGCCCCACUGACUGGUGUGUUCGGCAUAACACGUGUGCACUGUGAUGUCAAUACAGGACCGUCUAACCGUCGUGUGUUUCUCGUUUCAUGACUACCGAGCCAUGCCGAAGGCGCGCGCGCCGGUGCGCGGCCGCGCAGUGAGCCAGCCGGACGGCGCUGCGCGCGCCCGCCGCCAAUCCACGCGGCGCCAGUCCGGCGCGUCAGUCCCCGCCGGGCCCCGGCGGCGAGCAGCCGCGCCGCCCCGCGGCAGACAGCCGUCGGAGCCAGCCGCUACGCAGCGGCCCGCUGUCGCCGGGCAGGCGGUCGUGCUCGACGCCGCUCAGUUGCGGGCCGUCGUCGCAGACGUCGUGCGGGACGCGCUGCUGACCGUCGGCCCGACCGCUGCCUGUGGCUCUACCGGGCUCGCGGGCUGCCGCGACGCCGCCGGACCCUCAGCACAGCAGGAUACGCCGCCGACCACUACACGUUCGCCAUCGCCGCCGCCGGCGCUGCCGCCGCCAAUGGCACCGCCGCCGCCGCCUCUACCACCACCAUCGGCGACACCUCCGACCGGCUCUCCGCCACAUCUGCCAGGUACAAGCGCCGGGCUGGGGCUAGAGCUGUGUGAAGAUACCUCGGCGGUGGCGCCGGCAUUGCGGAGCAGGAUCCAGGCGGACAAAUUCGUCGAUCUAGCUCUACUACUCGAUUCCUAUGACCGGUCCGCUACCGAGCGUCCACCCUCCUUCCAGCUGGUCGACGGCACCUUGCGCGCCGCUCCUCGCGUGACACGCCCAAUUACCUCGUUCGGUGCGUGGAGCAUCGCAUUUACGCGGUUUGCCGGCAUCUACGCCGAGGCGCACCCAGACGCGGCGGUGGGCCUUCUCGCUUACAUGCGGCAGGUUGGCUCCCUGUCCGUGAGCGGUCUGGGCGUCGCAUGGCGCGACUUUGAUGAGACCUUUCGGCGGGCACGCGAAUCAGACCCCGCUCGUCACCCUUGGGGUGCCACCGCCGCUACGUCCCCCUUAUGGCUCAUGGCCAUAGCCAGGGGUGUUGGCGGCGUGGCCAGAGCCGCUCCGGUUCCGCAGCGACAAGCGGCCGCUGGAUCUCGAUUUCGGCCAUGCUUCGCAUACAAUGGCCAACAGGGCUGCUCGGCCCGCGUCUGUCGGUUCACUCAUGCCUGCCGUACAUGCCGCGGCAGUCACCCGGCACAUCAGUGUGCCACUCGACCUGCCCGGCCGGUGCACAGACGCGCCGGCCCCGGCAGCGCCGCCGCCGGUGCAGCCGGCUCCCGCUAAACCAUCUUGUACAUCUGCCGUCGCCUUUUCGCCGAUGGUGCCGGCCGACACGCUCCACCAGCUUCUGUCCGGCUACAAUGAAGAGUUGCGCCACUAUCUAGUGUCGGGGUUUCGCUCUGGAUUUUCCACUGGCUCUGCCAUAACCGGGACAGGGGGGUCAACACACAACCUUCCUUCCUGUGAUCUCGCACCUCAAAUUAUUGACGAUUACGUAUCUUCGGAGCUGAAGGCCGGCCGCCUCGCCGGUCCGUUUGCCGCUGACGGGCCCUCCCCGGUUAAGCGUAUCUCACCCAUCGGUCUGGUGCCAAAAAAGUCGCCGGGCUCCUUCCGCGUGAUCCAUCACCUAUCUUUCCCGGCCGGUGAGUCUAUCAAUGACUACAUACCACGCGAGUUCACGGCCGUGCAAUACGGUUCCUUGGACGAGGCGGUGGAGUACAUCUCCCAUUUUGACCACGCAUUUUUGGCUAAAUCUGACAUCGUGCAAGCCUUCCGCCUACUGCCCACGACCGAACGUGAUUCUGCGCUACUCGGCUUCCGCUGGCGCGGGCUGAUCUACGCCGACCGUGCGCUGCCCAUGGGGUGUGCAAGCAGUGCUCAGAUUUUUCAGACUUUCAGCGACGCGCUGGUAUGGAUAGCGCAGCGCCACUUCGGCGCCGGCCACAUCGUCGCCGUGCUGGACGAUUUUCUUUUUAUCGGCGCGUCGAAGUCGGCAUGUGCGUCGUCCCUGCGGGGCUUCACGGCCAUGUGCCACCUCCUCAACGUCCCCCUCCAUCCCGACAAGACGGUGCUGCCCUGCCAGCGGCUCACAUUUUUAGGGGUGGAGCUGGACGUCGCAGAACGGGUUUUGCGCCUGCCCACCGAUAAAGUGGAGCGAGCAAGGGAUGCCGUGGCCGACCUCAGCCGGCGGCGGAAAGCACCCCUACGGCAAGUUCAGACCUGCAUUGGGCUGUUGAACUUUGCGUGCCUCGCAGUGCCGCUCGGCCGGCCGUUCCUUCGUCGUCUCUCCGAUCUCUGCGCCGGUGUCCGUCGGCCGCACCACCGCGUCUCCCUCACCAGGGCGUCGCGCCUCGACAUGUCAGCCUGGCUUCUAUUCCUGCAGCACUUCAACGGGCGUUCGCUGCUCGAUGAGCGGCGCUGGACGCAGGCGGCCGCGGUGUGUCUGGAGACCGACGCCUCUGCCGGGGUGGGUCUCGGGGCCAUCUGCGGCUCACGCUGGCUGCUCGGGACGUGGCCCGAAUGGCUUCAAGGCGCCGAUAUCGGAGUGCUAGAGCUCGUCGCCGUCGUCGUUGCUAUGCACGUGUGGGCAUCAGACUUGACCCGCCGCUGCGUCAUAGUCCGAUCGGACAACAGCGGCGUCGUCGCGGCCAUUAACUCGCAGUCAUCGCGGUCCCCUGCCGCAAUGCGCUGGCUCCGCCACCUCUUUCUCAUCACCAUGCGGUACAAUAUUCUAGUGCGUGCUAACCAUGUCCCCGGUAUUCGGAACGUCGCUCCUGACGCUCUCUCCCGGGGUCUCACGCAGGUGUUCCGGGAAGUGCGGCCGUCGGCCGACGCGGAGCCGACAUCAUGGGACUGGGCCGACUUCGCUAUGCUGCAGACGUGACUGCACUGGAGGCAGCGGCCUUGGCACCGGCAACAGCGCGUGCUUACCGCGGGACGUGGGACCGCGUCCGCCAUUUUAUCGGCAUCGGCCCGGCCAUUCCCCUCUUCCCAAUCGCCACUGCGACGGUGGUCGACUUCAUCGGGGCCUGUUUCCGGGCUGGCAGUGGGGCCUCAGCAUUAGCCAGCCAUUGUUCGGCGAUCGCUUACGGCCACCGCAUCCGUGGCUUGGCUGAUCCCACCGCCGAUUUUCGGGUGCGCAAAUUGCUCGCCGGGGCUCGGCGGUUGCGUCCAUCACGAGACACGCGUACUGCCGUCACCCUCGACGAGCUCGGCCGCCUGUGCGCGGCGGUGAGCCGACUGCCGCUGCCCGCUGUCGACAGGGCCGCCUUUCGUGCCAUAUGCUCCCUGGCUUUUUUCGGCAUGCUGCGGCCCGGAGAAGUCGUGUUGGGUGCCAACCCCGCCCACACCGUCCGUGUGCACCACGUAAGUGUGCACCGGGACGGCUUGUCGCUCACCAUUCCCUCAUCCAAAACGUCGCCGGUGCCGUUCACUACCGAGCUUGUGGCUCGCCCUGAUCUGGCCUGUUGCCCUGUGCGUGCGGUGCAGGAAUUUCUGAGCGUGCGCCCGGUCGGCCGCCACAGCGAUUUCCUGUUCCUCUCGGGCAGCGGCCGUCCCAUUACUACCCGACAGCUCACCCAAGUCGUGAGACAGGCGGGGCGCCUGGCGGGGCUAGAUGUUCGGCGACUUGCCGGGCAUUGCUUCCGCAUAGGCGGCGCUUCAUACGGCGCUCAGCUCGGCAUGACCGAGUUGCAGCUCAAGGAGGCCGGCCGAUGGGCGUCAUCGGCCGUUCGGCGGUAUCUGCGGCUCCCCGUCUCACUAUCGCAGCUGGCCGCUCCCCCCGCUCGUCAGCAUCCCCACUGAGGUCGUGCCAGUUCCGCUUCGCACAGACAUUUCCGUCCUUCCGACACGGCGGCGUCCGGGACGGGCCCGGCCGCGGAGACGGGUAUGUCAGCCGCACAAGCUCAGCCGCGCACAGCGUAUCGCGCGAGCUGGCGUCACCCAUCCAGUGCUCACCGCCGGGUCCCAGGGUUUUCGUGUGGCGGUUUAUGGUUAGCCAAGCGCCGCGUUCCGUUUUUUGUUUUGUGUUUCGUUGUUGGCCUCGUCCCCCGACACGGCGGGUGGCUUGCGUCCCCCGGCCGCGGGUGGCGUAGUCGCCACAUUUGCGUGCUUAUGUUCUACUGCCGCUGGUUCCUGUGUUAUGUUUAUUCACAUCGACCUGUUUCCUUGAGCGUCCUCCGACACGGCGGGUGGCCUCAGUCAUCCGGCCGCGGAGGAACGACAAGGGGCGUGGUCGCGCAAUAGUUGCGCGGUCGUCACUGUGUUCAUAUGUUAUCCAAGAGUCGCGCGUUUGCCCGCGCUUCCCCGACACAGCGGGUGCGCUGAGUUCGCCACCCGGCUGCGGGGGGCGUGGUCGCGCCACAUGCGUGAUGUAAACCGCGUUCCCGACACGGCGGAUAGUUCUUGUUCUCCGGCCGCGGGAGCGUGGUCGCACCGUAUUCCGUGCCAUUGUAUCUCAGCAUUUUCCUGCGUUGUCAAUGUGUGUGGCGCCUUUUAAUACACAUCACAUCACACAAUUCGCGCAGCAUCAUCAACAUAAAUAACGUCAAGUCUCCCGUACGUCUUCUCGCGGUUCGGUGGGGGUAUGGGCGUGGUCACCUCACCAAAAAACCAGAUGGACGUGAAUACAGUCCCAUUGUCACACU